AUGGAUGAAGCAGGAUAUGAAAUUUUUAAAGAAAAAAUUAGACAAAUAAUAUCAGGGGUCAACAAUUUAAUAAAAGAAAACAAUGUAAAAUUGGAUGAGUACGACGUUAAACUAAAAGAUGAAACAAAACAACUACAAUAUAACAAAGAAACAAAAUAUAAAGAAUUAGAUGGAAAAAUUAAUCAAGCUCAAAAAUACAUUCAAGAUAUAGAAGAUAAAAAAGAAAAUUUAAAUAGUGAUAGAAAGGUGUAUGAAGAGGUAUUGAUUCAAUUAAAUAAUGAAAUUGAAGAUUUAAAAUUCAAAAUUGAUAAUCAAACAUCAACAGUAGCUGUGUUUUUGGAUGUUUUUAAUCAUUUAUAUAAUCCAAUAGGUGCUGUUGAAUCAGAUAAAGUUAUAGAACUUACAGAUACUCUAAAUGAUUUAAUAAAGAAAGCAACAGAAAAUGAAGUAGAGGUUAGAAAAAGAGUUGGUCAAAUAUCAAGACUUGAUGACAAACAGUCACAUUUAGAUAUGGCAUUGUUGGGUUUCAAUAAUGAAAAAGCACAUCUAAUCAAAUCUAUCGAUGACAAACAAAUAGAAAUAGAAAAGAUAGGCAAUUUAAAAAGGGAAGCUGAAAGUCAAGUUAAAACAUUAGAAGUCUUUUUACAAGAAUGUAAUUUGCUAUUUGAAAAAUGCGAAACCUUUGGCCCAGCCUCAAUGGAAGAAAUAUCACAAGAAUUAAAUAUUUUAUAUCACAGUUAUAAUUUAAAUAUUUAA
Dictyostelium purpureum is the source of this 756-nucleotide messenger RNA. RefSeq lists its product as uncharacterized. The transcript has 2 exons. The record is from RefSeq and is a predicted model, not a curated record. NCBI's taxonomy places the organism in Eukaryota, Evosea, Eumycetozoa, Dictyosteliales, Dictyosteliaceae. The coding region runs from base 1 to 756 and encodes 251 amino acids.